AUGUACGGCCUUCAGCAAUUGGCUGCCUCGAAUCACGUGUGUAGUUGUCAAGAUGGCGUCUCCGAAUGGAGAUGGGGACUUUGAAUCAUCUCUGCUAAGUUUUGAAAAACUUGACCGAGCUUCACCUGACCUUUGGCCGGAGCAGUUACCGGGUGUUUCUGAAUUUGCUGCAUCCUUCAAAAACCCAAUCACGAAUUCUCCGCCCAAGUGGAUGGCUGAACUGGAGUCGGAAGAUAUUGAAAUGUUGAAAGAAUUAGGAAGUUUGACCACAGCUAAUCUGAUGGAGAAGGUGAAGGGACUGCAGAAUCUGGCUUAUCAGUUGGGUUUGGAAGAAUCUCGAGAAAUGACAAGAGGGAAAUUCCUGAACAUCUUGGAGAGACCCAAAAAGUGAAGACCCAGAUGGUGAUUGUGAGCUUGUAAGGCAGAAAACAGUAGCAUGAUGCACUAAACGCUUUCCCUAAUAUUCAACUAAUUUGGGGUCAAAACAUCAUGACACCACAUUGUUUUUUGUAUAUAAGUUUAAUUUCUUUAAACGACAGGUGCGGAGUAGAAAGGAUAAAAGGAUAUUGGUGUGCUUUUCAGUAAAUGUUCAUAAAUGUAUUUAUUUUUCGCUCUACAGUUGAAUACAACUUGAGUUGUUUUAAUAAAAAAUACAGUGUUGUUUAAAUAAAGUACAAUUGGUUGUGCUCUUGUCUA
This is a messenger RNA of Carassius gibelio (silver crucian carp), 696 nucleotides long. Its product is annotated as protein lin-52 homolog. Gene Ontology annotation, biological process: regulation of DNA-templated transcription. Gene Ontology annotation, cellular component: DRM complex. The record is from RefSeq and is a predicted model, not a curated record. Lineage: Eukaryota; Metazoa; Chordata; Actinopteri; Cypriniformes; Cyprinidae. The coding region runs from base 53 to 391 and encodes 112 amino acids. The transcript is spliced from 6 exons.